AUGAAUGAAAUAAAAAUUGUGACAUCGAAAGAACGACCAAGACAUCCUCCAGAAAUACGAUUAGAACGAAUAGGAGAGUUCACUGUCGGCCAUAACGAUGGAAUCACAUUGGGACGUUCUAAGGCCAGAUACAUCUAUGUCAAAGGUGGCGACUCAAAGCUGAACUAUGAUCUCAACAAAAAUUUCGACACAUGGAAGAAGAAAGAGGAUAAAUUGAUGAAGGAUAUAACAGACUGGAUCAUGCUGCAAGGUCCUCCCGACGGGAAAAUGAAAAAGAGUAUUUACAAUGCAGAUUUCGUUUGUUUCCGAGGUCUCCUAACGAAAGUAGGAUGUGCUGCAUUUGUGAAUAGGAAUGAUUCCUGGGAAGCUAGAGCGAUCAAGAUAGAUGGCAUUAUCUACAUUUGUGAAGUUCCAACCCCCGAAGAGCUAGAGAGACGGACUAAGUUGACUGAGAAAGAUGAAUUGAUGUGCUACUAUGGCCAUAAAUUCGAACAAUACGUUACCUCGCCUACUCAACCAACGGACGUACCAGACACAGACGCGCCAAUAGGCACUGCCGACGAAUUCGUGACUGUCUACAAGGCAACGCUUUAUCACGAAAGAUCAAAGUUGAAAGUUUUGUAUAUGGGUGAAGUCGACUGUUUGACACCAGAUGGAGAAUACAUUGAGCUGAAGACCACAAAGGGUGGUUUGAAUCUUGAUCGUCAGUUUCAAAAAGUUUGUAAAUGGUGGCUACAGUCCUAUUUGGUGAAAUGCGACCGAAUAUACGUUGGCCAUCGAACUUCCGAAGGUUUCGUUUAUGGAAUUAGCAAAUUAGGAUUGAACGACCAAGAGUUCCGAAGUAAAAUGCCAAUGGAGCAAAUGAUGAAUCAAAUAGCCUCUUUCUUGAAUACUGUCAAGAGAUUCUUGGAAAACGAUGAUGAUUCCUGCACAAUACGUAAAACCGAAGGUCAAAUCAUGGUAACAAGGACCGAGAGAGGGAACAAUCACGGAAUAUUCUCUGAGGAGUUCCGAAAUUACAUCAACACAGAUCGACAGAGUCGAAGUUCGUAG
This is a messenger RNA of Auanema sp. JU1783, 1053 nucleotides long. NCBI's taxonomy places the organism in Eukaryota, Metazoa, Nematoda, Chromadorea, Rhabditida, Rhabditidae. The record is from the annotation of a GenBank genome assembly.